This is a messenger RNA of Spinacia oleracea (spinach), 3848 nucleotides long. Its product is annotated as LEAF RUST 10 DISEASE-RESISTANCE proteinUS RECEPTOR-LIKE PROTEIN KINASE-like 1.2. Gene Ontology annotation, molecular function: protein kinase activity; polysaccharide binding; ATP binding. The transcript is spliced from 4 exons. NCBI's taxonomy places the organism in Eukaryota, Viridiplantae, Streptophyta, Magnoliopsida, Caryophyllales, Amaranthaceae. Gene Ontology annotation, biological process: protein phosphorylation. The coding region runs from base 1515 to 3515 and encodes 666 amino acids. The record is from RefSeq and is a predicted model, not a curated record.
AUCUUUCCCAUGAAACUUUUUUGAGCAAUAAUAUUAGGAUUUGUAGGUUAGAGAUUUGCAUUGGAAAAAUCACCAUUAAGUUAACUGUAUGCUUGCAAUGGAUUAUAUAGUAAGUGAAGUUACAACUUACAACAUUAGAAGAGAGGAUGAUGGUAUGGUAUGGUAUGGUAUGGUAUGAUAUGGGCUUUCUUGAAUUAAAGACAUAUAUGCAGUCUUAUGUUUAGUUUGUGAUCUUCUUUGUGUUAUCAAUAUAUUCUAGACAGGAAAUAGCUUUUAGGUUCUUCAGACUUGCUGAAUUUCCCAACAGUCUUUGGAGUUGUUCAUAAGAUGAAUUUUUAUGAUUGAGAUGUGCCUUAACGGGAGUUUGCAACUCUUAAUUAAUACCAAGUAGCAACCAGUCAAGCUGGGACUCUCAUAGGUUCAUAGCUUAACUAAUUCAGUGGACAGAAAAGUGGAGUCAUCAGCGGCACCAAUUACUGCUGCAGCUUCCAGACAAUUCUUAGCAUUUCAAAUGACAAUUUUAGCAUGAUUCGUCUGCUAAGUUGUUGAAAGUAAAGAAACCCACUUUUAGAUGCACUUUUGUUUUGGUACUUCUUCAGUAUUUGCCUGUUUUCGAUUUCCUCUUUGUCCUUCUUGAAUUCUUUUGCAUUUCACAUUUGUCACCCGGCCUCUGCAAACAUGGGACUAAUAUUCACUUUUUGUUAUCACAAACUUGUUUCUCUACAUCCGUAUUGCGAGCAUGUAUCCUAAGAAAGUGUAGGGAGCUGAACAUCAGUUAUUCUUUUUAUAUCUGUGGCAACCCUGAUCUUCAUGGCCCUGCAACAGAAGCACACAAUCUUCAACAUGUCUCUUAAAGAUGACAUACAGUGUUUUUUGGUCCUCAGCACUAUUCUGACAAUAAAUGAUAUUAAUUCACUACUAAUGACACCAAUUUGGCCGUUUUCAUUUGGAAAUUUCACAAAAGAAGUGACCACACGAGCUCUUACAGUCUAAGCCUUUAGGGAGAUUUGAUGCAUCACUCAGCACCAACUUAGGACAGUUCUGUUAGCUAAUGAGUUAGGAAAUCCAGCAUGCUGAGUUGGCCAGUUGACUGUGAAGGUUCAUCAUAUUGUUUAUUCAAUAUAUCUGUGCUAAUCAGAAUCCUGAAUUCCUGACAGGGUCAUUAUGUUUCUAAUGCCGUAUCUUUGUAUUUUCUGAGUAGAAAUUUCAGCGGCACUCAAGUCCUUUUGCAUAACUAAAAUACUGCGUCUUAAUCAGUUGUAAAUAAUCUUAGUUAGCACAUUCUUUAAUCUCUAUAACCAUUUGUUGACCAGAUUAAACUUAGUCAGGCAAGUCUUGUUCUUAUAAACUUAGUCGAGCAGGUUUGAAUAGUUAAUCUUGUACAAGUCAAACGGAAGAUUUUUAAACCCCCCAUAUAUAUUGGAGGCCAUCUCAGUCUCUCUUUCUUACAUCUCUCUUUAAACUGUACUUUGUUCCUUCUAUCUACAUUGCACACUCAAUUUUCCUAUCCAAAAAUGGGUUUAAUCAAUAAACUCAUAAACCUAUCCAUCUCAAUUUCCCCCUUCUUUAUAUUAUGUUCUUUGGCCUUGGAUCAAUAUUUUCAAGACUGUGAACCUAGAGAGUGUGGAAGCAAUACCAUUACUUACCCUUUCUAUAUUCCAGGCCUACAGAAGUCCUUUUGUGGCCACUGGGGUUUUGAAGUCACUUGUAAUAGCAAGAAUCAAACAAUCAUCAAUCUCUCUAAUAAUACAUAUGCUGUUCAAGAAAUUCUUUAUGGAUUUCAAUCUUUGCAUAUAGUAAACACCGCCUUUAUUGAUAGUAGUUUCAAUUGUGCUCCUGAUAUUCAUAACUUCACUUUGGAUAAGAAAAUGUUUCAGUUUAGUUUCCCUGGUGAGGCAUUCUUGUUGCAAGAUUGCACUGAGGAUUUCAAAAAAUCUUUAGGACAAUACAAAGAGGCCUCAUGCGUUUCUGGUAAUAAAAGUGUGGAUCUUCUUGCCAUAAACGCAGAACAUAUGAAUUUGAGCAAAUUUGUUGGCAACUGUGAAAGAUUUGUUUCAGUGCCAUAUGAUAAAGAAAGGAAAAAUGAUACUGAUAUUGAUGGUGCAAUAAGAAAGGGGUUUCAGCUGAAUUGGGUUGUUAGUAAUUGUAGCAUUUGUGCUGAAAGUGGAGGGAGAUGCGGAUAUCAUAUUGAAACUAGUUCACAAAUGCAGUGUUUCUGUCCUCAUGGUGCUUACCCUCAUACAUGCCCGAAGAAGGGUCUGUCUGGAAAAGUAGUGGGAUUAGGCAUUGGAAUUGGAAUUGGAGUAUUUAUGCUUCUGGUUUUAGCACUACCUAUAGCCUUGUGGCACCUGAAGAAGCUGAGAUCUGGUGACUCAAAAUUUGUGGCUCGGAGUGUAUCCCUUGACGGUAGUGCAUCAGAUCUGGAGAGAGGAAACAUAUACUUUGGCGUUCCACUCUUCUCCUACAGAGAUCUUUUAGAAGCUACUGAUAAUUUUAAUGAGUCUAAAGAGCUCGGUGAUGGAGGCUUCGGAACAGUUUAUUAUGGAAAGCUAAAAGAUGGAAGGGAAGUAGCAGUAAAACGGUUGUAUGAAAAGAGCUUCAGAAGGGUGGAACAGUUCAUGAAUGAAGUUCAAAUACUGACACGUUUGAGACACCAACACCUUGUAUCUCUUUAUGGAUGCACUUCCCAACACAGCAGGGAACUAUUACUUGUAUAUGAGUAUGUUGAAAAUGGCACAGUGGCAGAUCAUUUGCAUGGUAAAAAGGCAAAACCUGGAUCACUGACAUGGGCUGUUCGUCUUGGUAUUGCUAUUGAAACAGCUAGUGCACUCUCUUACCUCCAUGCUUCUGAUAUCAUUCAUCGUGAUGUCAAAACUAACAACAUUCUCCUUGAUAACACCUUUAAAGUUAGGGUGGCUGAUUUCGGGCUUUCUAGAUUAUUUCCUACUGAUGUAACUCAUGUCUCAACAGCACCACAGGGUACUCCUGGGUAUCUUGACCCGGAAUAUCACCAAUGUUACCAGCUAACUGGUAAGAGUGAUGUUUACAGCUUCGGGGUUGUUCUCAUUGAGCUUAUUUCUUCUUUGCCUGCAAUUGACUUGGAGAGGCACAGACAAGAGAUCAACUUGUCUAACUAUGCCAUGAACAGAAUCCAACGGUGUGCAUUUGAUGAGUUGGUUGACCCACAUCUAGGUUUUGCUUCAGAUUUCAAGGUUAGGAAGAUGACUACUAUGGUGGCAGAGCUUGCGUUUCAGUGUUUGCAACAUGAUAAAGAGUUUAGGCCGUCAAUGGAUGAGGUGUUUAAGUCCUUGAACAGGAUAGAGAGUGCUGAUUUUGAUGCACUGCAGGAAGAAGAGAUGGCUGUAGAAAGGGUGAAAAUACAAACUAGUAAUCUACCACCUUCACCUAUCGAAAAUGUUCACGCACAGCUGUUGAGUAAUAAUCAGGUACAUCCACCAUCUCCAAUUUCUGUAAUGGAUAAAUGGGACAGUAGAUCCACUAUACCAAGUAAGUAAGUUGAUGCUUUUAUUGUUAAGUAAUUAAAAUGAUAAAGAGGUGCCUUUUGGCACCUUGGGUUCUAGUGUAAAACCAUUGAAUUAUGUCCACAAUUGUAAAAUGGUCCAUACCUGACUUCUUUACGCACAUAUUUGGCAGUUUUGUUGUAAGAAAUGUAUAGAGUAGAUUAAGCCACAUUCUGCAAUACCGCUUCUCCAAAAACACAGUGAAGUUUUUUCAGAGUUCACUGCUGUUUGAUGAAAAUUUGUCUUAACACAAUGCAAUUAUAUAUAUAAACUGAUGUAACGCAAAAAAUUCUGAUUAAAGUAAUGAUUUCUCAUGUUCUCUUGUCA